AUGGAUUUCUCAUACAAUAACGUCGUCCCAAGCUUUAGAUUAGACGGAAGAUUAGCCAUCUUGACCGGUGGUUCUGGUGGUUUGGCUUCAGUUAUUUCAAGAGCUUUAGUGGCUCAAGGGGCUGAUGUGGCCUUGAUUGAUGUCAAUUUAGAAAGAACAGUUGCUGCUGCCAAGGAUGUGUUGAAAUGGGGUGAGGAAACUCUUAAAGGGGAACAUGAAUCAGCUAUUGGUCAAGUUAGUGCUUGGUCAUGUAAUAUUGGUGAUGCUGAAGCUGUUGAAGUUACUUUUACUUCCAUUAAUGAACAUCAUGGAAAAAUCGCUUCAAUCUUGAUUAAUACUGCUGGGUAUUGUGAAAAUUAUCCUGCUGAAGAAUAUCCUGCUUUAAAUGCCGAAAAUUUAAUGAAAGUUAAUGGUUUAGGAUCAUUUUAUGUAUCUCAAUCAUUUGCUAGACCUUUAAUUCAAAAUAGUAUGAAAGGUUCUAUUAUUUUAAUUGGUUCAAUGUCAGGUACCAUUGUUAAUGAUCCUCAACCUCAAGCUAUGUAUAAUAUGUCAAAAGCUGGUGUUAUUCAUUUAGCAAGAUCUUUAGCUUGUGAAUGGGCUAAAUAUAAUAUUAGAGUUAAUACUUUAUCUCCAGGUUAUAUUUUAACUCCUUUAACAAGAAAUGUUAUUUCUGGUCAUACUGAAAUGAAAGAAGCUUGGGAAUCUAAAAUCCCAAUGAAAAGAAUGGCUGAACCAAAAGAAUUUGUCGGUUCAAUCUUAUUCUUAGCAUCUGAAGCUGCUUCAUCAUACACUACUGGUCAUAACUUGGUUGUUGAUGGUGGUUACGAAUGUUGGUAA
This is a messenger RNA of Scheffersomyces coipomensis, 837 nucleotides long. RefSeq names its product Ardp (gene ARD). The coding region runs from base 1 to 837 and encodes 278 amino acids. The transcript has a single exon. The record is from RefSeq and is a predicted model, not a curated record. Gene Ontology annotation, molecular function: oxidoreductase activity, acting on NAD(P)H, oxygen as acceptor. NCBI's taxonomy places the organism in Eukaryota, Fungi, Ascomycota, Pichiomycetes, Serinales, Debaryomycetaceae. Gene Ontology annotation, cellular component: intracellular anatomical structure.